Messenger RNA from Pantherophis guttatus, 3654 nucleotides. RefSeq lists its product as uncharacterized. Gene Ontology annotation, biological process: regulation of transcription by RNA polymerase II. Lineage: Eukaryota; Metazoa; Chordata; Lepidosauria; Squamata; Colubridae. Gene Ontology annotation, molecular function: DNA-binding transcription factor activity, RNA polymerase II-specific; RNA polymerase II cis-regulatory region sequence-specific DNA binding. The record is from RefSeq and is a predicted model, not a curated record.
UCAUGUCUUGUCUUGCUUAUCUUAUCAGCUUCCUGCAAAUUGCUUCUGGGCAUUCUGCCAACCAUAACAGGGGCAGCGUUGCCAUCACCGGGCAGAAGCAUCGAUCCAGUCGGCCGUAGCCCAGAGAAACAAAAUGGCGGCAGAGCUCAGGGAGAAAUCGGCUCCGAGUCCUUUGAAGGCCGAGCAAGGGAAAGGGAGGCAGAUGGGAGAACGCCUCCUGGCGGGGGCCACGAAAGAGAAGGGAGUGGGCCCGGGCUCCCGCCUGAUUCCCACAGGCCGCAUCCAGGAUUUCUGGGAGAGGGCUGAUCCUGAGAAAGCAACCCCGGAACCCUGCAGGAACCUGCAACAACGGUGGGAAUCUCAGCUGCAGGAAUUCUUGAAGGUUCUGGAAGCUCCUUCCUUGGAAGGGGGAAGCUCACAGCCUCGGACGCCUCUGCCCAGAAGUGACCCUCGCCCGUCCCUGACCUCCUUCCGAGGGAGAGCCAGUUGCCCCCAGCAGCCUCGAGCCGAGAGAGGGACCCAGCUCACAAUCAGCCUGAGUGGAGAAGCCCACCGGAUGGAGCCUCCGAAGAGGUUUCACGGUCAGAAAGCUGCCAGGCUCCCCCGGGGACAGCAGGCCAUCAGCUGGAAUGACGAAUGCUGCCUCUUCCGGCAAUUCGGCUACCAGGAAGCCAAUGGGCCUCGGGAAGCCUGCCGUCACCUCCGAAGGCUCUGCCACCAGUGGCUGAAACCCGAUCAGCACACCAAGGAGCAGAUCCUGGAGAUGGUAGUGCUGGAGCAGUUCCUGGCCAUUCUGCCCCCGGAACUGCAGGGCUGGGUGCGGGAGUGCCGCCCUCUGACUUGCACCCAGGCUGUGAUCCUGGCGGAGGAUUUCCUGCUGCGAGAGCAAGAGAGCAAAGGCCAGGAAGAACAGGCCAUCAGCCUCUUGGAGAAGGACCAUUUGACUGAGAAGCCCCCCCUGGAAAGCUGGCAGAGACCCUCCCUUAGAGAGACGAAGCGGGAGAGCGACCGACACGUGGUGCUGUUGGAUGAGGAGGAGUUCUGUGAGGAAGACAGCGAGGAUCGAGAGUCAGGUUGGGAGUGGUCCGGAAGAGGCGAGCCCGGCGUCUCCUGUUCUCCCAAUCCAGGAGAAGCAUCUGAAACCCUCUACUGGAACAGCGAGGAGAAGGCGGAGGGUAAAUUCAUCAAUUCCCAGGGGACCUACGAGGACUUGGACGAGAGCGUCCUGCAGCCCAGCCUCUUUCCCAGCGAGCCGGACAACACCUGCCUGAUUUGCCGCAAAGUCUUCCGGCGCCGUUCCAACCUCAUCGCCCACGAACGGACCCACUCCGGCGACCAGUGGUACAACUGCUCCGAGUGCGGGAAGAGUUUCGUCAGCCGGGCCGCCUUCCUUAUCCACCAGCGGGUCCACACGGGGGAGAAGCCCUACAAGUGCUCUUACUGCGGGAAGGGCUUCAACACGGGCUCGAGCCUCACCCGCCACAAGCGCAUCCACACGGGCGAGAAACCCUACAAGUGCCUGGAUUGCGGGAAGCGUUUCAAUGACUACUCCAACUUCAUCGUCCACAAGCGGAUUCACACGGGCGAGAAACCUUACGAGUGCUCGAUCUGCGGGAAGAGGUUCAGCGAUAACUCGAACUUUAUCAAGCACCACCAUUGAGAGGCUGCCUGAUUUGGCUGGUAGUGUUGUUGUGUCUUUUUUUUUUCCUUCUUCCACAAUAGAAUCGCCAUUAGGGCGGCAAGAGAUAGAACUACGGUCACAAAAGCAUUUCUGCCUAUAGAUAUGCCAGAUGUGGGUUCCUGCAGGCUCGGUUGACUCGAGUGGUUUGGGGUUCUUCUUGGGUUAGGAUGCUACUCUGUAGAGGCCGAAAACUUCCUCCAUUUUUAUCCCAAAGGUGCUUAUUUUUAUCCCAAGAGGCAACUGGGCUUUCUGGUUUUUCUUUGAAGACGUUUUCGCUUCUUGUUAAGGAUAUUCUUGGCUCAUAACCGAUGUUAUGGGUUAUUGAGCAGAGUACCCCUUGAGUAUGCACAUGAAAAUGGCUGAGAGUGUUUAUGAAUAAUCACAGUUAAUAUACAGACACACUGAGUUGUGGUAUUCUUUUACUUUUAGGAAAAAGUAAAACAAAGUCCAAUAACAAUCCAGGUCAUACGCAGAUAAGGCGAUAGUUAAAAUAUCAAUCCAGAGAUAUUUCAAGUACAAAGUCUUCUUACCAGUUGUUGUAGUCAUUACACAAUAAAACAGUUCUUGAGUUUCAAACAGGAACAAGUUCAAUAUUAAAACAUUCAAUAAAUAGUAGAAAGCAACACGUAGCAAUGAUCAAACAGUGAUCAUGCAGAGAGAACAGGUAGAGAGUAACAGCAAGUAAGCAGAUAAAAUGGUGUAGUGUUCCCAAGCCAUGAUUCAGGCUUCCCCUUAAGUACAUUGGCUACAGAGCUUAGCCAAUCAGGAUACAGGAUGAUGCAAUACAGUCUUAAAGCAAUAUAAUACCUUUUGACUGCAAACAUAUAUUGAUAGUUUAUAUAUUGCCUGACCAACUAGUUAGACAAUAGCCAUUUCCUUUUUUUUUUUAUGAUACUUUAUUGAUUUAAAAAAAAAAAAUUAAAAAGAAAACAUCACAUCUCCAUUAACAUCUGAGGUGUCGUGCGGUUACAUAUUUACAUUAUAUACAUAUCAAGUAUCUUCGAAUCUACCAUUAUUAAAGAUAGACAUAUCCUUAUAAUCUUGUUCUAUUAUUCCACCAUUUGUACCACCUUUCCCAUACUGCCUUAAAUUUUGAAUUCUCAUCAUCUUUAAGAGCACUUGUUAAUUUUGCCAUUUCUGCGCAUUCUAGGAUUUUAUUUAUUAUUGUCACCUCUGGAGGGGUUUGUUUGUCCUUCCAGUAUUUUGCAAAGGUUAUUCUGGCCGCUGUUAUAACAUGUAUAAUUAAUUGUAUCUUAUCCUUAGAGAGUCCAUCUCCCAUCAUUCCUAAUAAGAAAAUUUCAGGGGAAAGUUUUAUAUCUUCUUCCACUAUUUCUCAUAGCCAGAUUCAUAUUUUGGUCCAGAACUUUUUUGUCUCGGGGCAGGACCACCACAUAUGAAAGAAGGUGCCAUGACAAUAGCCAUUUCCUAACACUUCUCAUCCAAAAAGCUUCUUCACCUUUGACUUGGAUGGUGAGGAAUGGAAGGAUUUCUAUUCCUUGCAGACAGCUGGGCAUUUGCAUCCUUUUAACGAGCCGUCGAGGCCACUUGGAGGUUUAUAUGUGUCCCUCAGGGUCACUUGAGUGGUGCAAACGGAUGGGGAGCCUUUUUGGAACUGCUGAAAAGACUUGUAGACUGGAGAUAGACGAUGUCAUAUCCUUCCCUCCUCUGUGAUCCUCAGGACCCAGAUGAAACCCCAAGUGGCCUCAACGGCUCUCUAAAAAGAAUGCAAAUGACUAGCGGUCUGCAAAGAAAUCGAAAUCUUUCCAUUCCCCCACCGCCCAGUCAGAGCUGAAUGAAGAAACUUCUGGGAUGAGAAGCGAAACGUCUUCAAAGAAAAACAAAACAAAACAAGGAAGUCCACUUCCCACCUUUGGGACCACCAUGAGCUGAAUGACUGUGAGAAUCUCCCUAGACUUCCAUUUGUAUCAUUUCAUUUUUUUCCCCACCCCUCUUAAAAUGCAGUUCCCUCAACA